GCCAGACGCAGGUGAGAGGUGAGCCCACACUGAAGAGCAAGGUGUCCCAGGCAGCUGACAUGAGAGGAUCCCCCCUGUUCCUCUGCUUCUUCUCCGUGUCCUGCUGGAUGAAUUUGAUGCCAAUAGCUGGGGACAGAAUCUUCCACUUUGGAGCCUGCAGGGUUUCCAUGAGCAUGACGGAGAUCAGGGCUGGCUUCACAGCAAUUAAAGCCAAUAUUCAAUCCAGAGACCCCAUCCGGACCCUGAGCAUCCUGUCUCACCCUCAUUCUCUCCACAAGGUCAAGUCUUCAGACAGGUGCUGCAUCACUUAUCAGCUCUUCACCUUCUACGUGGACAAGGUUUUCAAGCACUGCAGGACCGAGGACUCGUUUGUGAACAGGAAAAUCAGCAGCAUUGCCAACUCCUUCCUCAGCACGAGGAGGAAGCUCGGGCAGUGUCAUGAGCAGAAUAAUUGCUUGUGUGGGGAGGAAUCCACAGAGAAAUUGAAGCAAAUACUUGCAAACUAUGAAGGGCUGAAUGUCACAUCUGCAGCCAUGAAAUCCCUGGGGGAGCUGGACAUCCUCCUGGACUGGAUGGAGAAAUCUCGUUAGCAGGCAGUGUUAAUUACCCAUGGGCUGGUGCUGAGGAGCUGCAGGAGCUUUGCAGAGACGAGAGGGACAAUAAAUCACUGUAUCAGUGAAGCUGAUUCAGGCAAACAUGGGGAGUUUUGCCAGCCAGGGACAUCAGCAGAGUCUUCAUUAAGACAGAAAUAACGAGUUUGAUUAAACCAGCAUCGCCCUUGCUGCUACCAAAGGAUGCUCCCAGGGAAAACCCACAAGGAUUUCUCUUGCUGGCAGAUAUAAGCUGUGAUCAUGUCAUAAAUUACAGAUAUUUUGCCUAGGGAAUGUGGGGCAUGAGUGCUGAGGGCUGGCUGGUACAGCUGAUGUUGCAUAAAACGUGGGCUCGUUCUCAGGGCUGCCUCCACUGAUGGAUCUGGCUGAAAUGAGAAGUGCAGUGUGGGAAAUGCUUCCAAGAAUAGGUCCUAGCAGGUAUGUCAGGCCCUAGAAAUCUGUGUUUCCUUUUGAGAUGAUAUUUUCUGCCUUAUCAG
Molecule: messenger RNA, 1087 nt
Organism: Zonotrichia albicollis (white-throated sparrow)
Lineage: Eukaryota; Metazoa; Chordata; Aves; Passeriformes; Passerellidae
Product: interleukin-20
Source: RefSeq, a predicted model, not a curated record